Molecule: messenger RNA, 5206 nt
Organism: Mirounga angustirostris (Northern elephant seal)
Lineage: Eukaryota; Metazoa; Chordata; Mammalia; Carnivora; Phocidae
Gene: RBM22
Product: RNA binding motif protein 22
Exons: 11
Coding region: 193-1455 (420 amino acids)
Cellular component (GO): U2-type catalytic step 2 spliceosome; U2-type catalytic step 1 spliceosome; Prp19 complex
Molecular function (GO): metal ion binding; U6 snRNA binding; pre-mRNA binding
Source: RefSeq, a predicted model, not a curated record
AACCCACUAACUCCCAAUUGUCAAGCGAAGAAAUUCCAGGUGACGUCACGACGCACAAGGACCGCCCCCAAGGGCGCCCACGACGCAUAAAUAAGACGUCAACGGGCGGGGAGCCAGCCUCGGGGUCUGACGGGAUUGUGGCGGUCCUCUUUCCCAACUCGGAAGCCACCGGUGCCUCCAGACGCUCUCAAGAUGGCGACCUCUCUGGGUUCCAACACCUACAACAGGCAGAACUGGGAGGAUGCGGACUUCCCCAUUCUGUGCCAGACGUGUCUUGGAGAAAACCCAUAUAUCCGAAUGACCAAAGAAAAGUAUGGGAAGGAAUGUAAAAUCUGUGCCAGACCAUUCACGGUGUUUCGUUGGUGCCCCGGGGUCCGCAUGCGUUUCAAGAAAACUGAAGUGUGCCAAACCUGCAGUAAAUUGAAGAAUGUCUGUCAGACCUGCCUCUUGGACCUGGAGUACGGGCUGCCCAUCCAGGUUCGUGAUGCAGGAUUGUCUUUUAAGGAUGACAUGCCAAAGUCAGAUGUCAACAAAGAGUACUACACACAGAAUAUGGAGAGAGAAAUUUCUAACUCUGAUGGAACGCGGCCGGUUGGCAUGUUGGGGAAAGCCACCUCCACCAGUGACAUGUUGCUCAAGCUAGCCCGGACCACACCCUACUAUAAGAGGAAUCGACCCCACAUUUGCUCCUUCUGGGUAAAAGGAGAAUGUAAGAGAGGAGAGGAGUGUCCAUACAGACAUGAGAAGCCAACAGAUCCAGAUGACCCCCUUGCUGAUCAGAACAUUAAAGACCGAUAUUAUGGUAUCAAUGACCCUGUGGCAGAUAAGCUUCUAAAGCGGGCUUCAACAAUGCCUCGUCUGGACCCACCAGAGGACAAGACUAUCACCACACUGUAUGUUGGUGGUCUGGGUGAUACCAUUACUGAGACUGAUCUAAGAAAUCACUUCUACCAGUUUGGGGAAAUUCGGACGAUCACUGUCGUGCAAAGACAGCAGUGUGCAUUCAUCCAGUUUGCCACGAGGCAGGCUGCAGAAGUGGCUGCAGAGAAGUCUUUUAAUAAGUUGAUUGUCAAUGGCCGUAGACUCAACGUGAAAUGGGGAAGGUCCCAAGCAGCCAGAGGAAAAGAAAAAGAGAAGGAUGGAACCACAGACUCUGGGAUCAAGCUUGAGCCCGUUCCAGGACUGCCAGGAGCUCUUCCUCCUCCUCCUGCAGCAGAAGAAGAAGCCUCUGCCAACUACUUCAACCUCCCCCCGAGUGGUCCUCCAGCUGUGGUGAACAUUGCACUGCCACCACCCCCUGGUAUUGCCCCGCCCCCACCCCCAGGUUUUGGGCCACACAUGUUCCACCCAAUGGGACCACCCCCUCCUUUCAUGAGGGCUCCAGGACCAAUCCACUAUCCUUCUCAGGACCCUCAGAGGAUGGGCGCUCAUGCCGGCAAACACAGCAGUCCCUAGCACAUUAUCACCACUCCGGGGCUUUACAGAAGAAAGGGCGCUUAAAAAUCCCAGUACAUGAAUCUUGGAAUAAAUAUAUUUUUCCUUCCUUUGUAGUUUCCAUGGUAGCUGAAUGUGUUCAGAUGUGGGCAGUCAGAGAACGACAGCCGUGCUUCCCUACACGUAUUCCAAGGAUUGAUGGACCUCAAAUAAGCUGCCAUUAACACAUCUGGUUACUACUAUAACAUUACUAAUCAAACUUAAUGCCUGUUCUCCUUACUUCUGUGGCGAACAAGCAACUGGGUGAAUUGGAAUGUCUAACGGAGUUACCAUCCCAAUUGUAUGUUCAUUUUGUAUCUUUUUUUGGGGGAAAAAAUUGACCUGCAGUAAAAUCUUUUUGACCAUUUUUAUGUCCAUUGGGUAUUUUUCCUUUUUAUCAUCUGCAAAAAGAUUACUAGUACUAAUCAUUGUAGUGGCAUGAGUGUGAUUUAACACUUCAGAAGUCAACAUUAAAGAGACAGUAGGAACCAGCACCCAGCACAGCCCAGAUCUUUUCUUACCUCUCCUUUCCUCAUUACUAAAGGAAUCUGGCGGAUAGUUUUACCUCUCUGCGCUACCAAAACAAGACAAAAACAAAAAUUGCUUUUUAUUCCCGUCAAUUGGAUGGAAACACAAAUGUUAUGGAGCUGCGUAUUAUUGAAAAAAUCUGGUGUCUGGGAUGAAAUUAUUUUAAAGAGCUUCCUGUAAAACACGUGAGCAAACUGAGCCGAAAGGCACUGGCGCGUGUUGGAAGACCUGUGACCUGCAGCUAGCUGGGACUGUCACCUCUAGCAUUCACCUUCGUGUGUCUUCAGCGUCACGUCUUCAGCCCCUGCUUCUGGCCAGGGCACUCUGUUUGGUUUUAGAAUGUUUGGAUAUAACUGAAUUGUAGAUGGUAAAAAUAAUUGGAUGUUGUGUUGUGUUUUUUGUUUUUAAAAAAUUAAAACGGGUCAAUUUUCCAAACGUUGUCAUAGGCUUAUUUCUAGAUUUUUGUUUUCCUUAUCCUUUGGUAGCUCACCUUGAGGUUGGUAGAAAUUAGAAACCAGUACAUUUUUGGCUUUAGACUGUUCUGAUUUUUAUCUCUGUGUCCAUUUUAUGAUGGGAAAAAGGCCCAGCCGCUUUAGUAAGUACUUAAGGGUAUGAGGUUGAAAUAAGAUAAUGCACAGAGGGCACUCUGUGCAGAACCUGCCAUGUGGUGGUUGAUAAGUGGUAGCUUUAAAAAGUCAUUGCCAUAUUUUAUAGAAGUCAUUUUAAAGGGAAACAAGCAAAAAUUACCUGAAAUUCCAUUUCUCCAGGAGCCGAUUCCAUGUCACUUACCUAAAAUAUAUACUAAUGGGGUGGACAUAACCCAUAUAAAACCCAUUUUUAGCUUCUCUGGAGAAUUUUUUUUUCCUCUAGAAGGUUUCAUCAUGGAGGGGUUUUUUUGUUGUUGUUUUUUAUUAAGUUUUUUUUAAGUUUUAAAAAUCUAAAAGGAUUUAGAAAAUCUGAUUUAAUUUCUAGUAAUACCAAAUGUGAAUCAAUGAGGGUACUUCCAAGUAUUUUGACACCAUUUUGGGUAGGGUUGAGUUUGUUUUAGUUUUUGGCUUACUUUUGAACAUGUAAAAGAUUUUUAACCAAUUUGUGAAUAAGAUGUAGAUUAUGUAUUGUGUUUUAAUAAUUCCCAAGUUUAUAUCUGUACAUAUAUAUAUAUAUAUACAUAUGUAAAUAUAUGACUCCAAUUGUAUAUUCUUGCCUUUUUGAGAAGGAGGAGAUUCUAAAUUUUGUGCACUGCCUGGCUAUGGAUAUAUAUUUUUUGAAAAGCAUAAUAUGCCAGCAUAAAUUGAAGUAUAGAAUCGAUGCUCAAUCUUUCUUGAGUAAAUCAAAAUUAAGAGCAAUUAGAUUUUGACAAAAACUCUUAGGUACUUAACCACCUCCAUUUCCUUUUCCUCUAGGGCACACAGCUGGGGGCACACUUGGUGAAAAGUAACCUUUGCCAUUCCCAGACCAGGUCUGUAAAAACAUCUCACGUAAUCCUAUGAGCUCUUUUGCCGUCUGGCUAAAUACACUGGAGAAUGAUGAAGAUGGCAGAAUCACACAGAAGGAGCCUGGGUUUUCUAUCACUGCUUUGAAGAUAGAGCAUUAUAAUGGGAGGAAUUUUUGUUAUAGUAAACUUUUGAGACCUGGGGAUUUAUCUGUUACAGCAGCUAGUGUUACUCUAGUAACAGAGGUGUAGCUGACUCUCAUCACAAAAAAAGAAAAACCCCGUUUUUGUUUAUACUGAGUAAUGGUUUAAACAGACUCUGGAGCCAGAUUACUGCGUUCAGAUUCUCACUUCGGCACCUCCCAGCUGUGUGCCCUUGGGCACAUUACUUAGCCUCUGUCUAUUUGUCAUAAUGCCUCCCCCACAGCCCUUGUCGCUGCCUGUAGUAAUUUGAGGUCCUCCCGUCAUGGAGAAGGCUCAAAAGGUAAAGCAGCAUGAUAGCUGAACUAAGGCAGCUUAUGGUGCAAAGAGUGAUGUGACAGAUGUUUUAGAAGCCAAGUCAGUGAGCCAGUGUAAUGACACCUGAAAUAAUGGAAGUGAAAGAGGGGUCUAGGAUGACCCCCAGGGUCUCUGGUUUGCUCAGAUGGGCAGAAGGAUGCCUUUUCCUGACAGAAUGAUGGGUAGGGGAGGAGAGUGAGAUUGGGAAAUGGUAGGAGAAUGAGUCCGAUGUGGGAUUUGGUAAGUUGAAGUUACCUAUGAGACCGGUGGCAAUUCCCAGCCCAAAAGGAAUUGGAGCUUAAGAAAGAUCAAGAUUUGGGAGUUGGUGAUGAAGUAGCAUUUGAAGCUCUGGGUGUGGAGUGAAAUCCUGCGGGAUAGGGAUAUAGAACAUUUGUUCUUAAACUUCAUUAGGUGAGUUCCUUCCAUGGGUAAGGCAAAGACCACCCUCUGAGAAACACUAGUAUAGGAUAAAAUGGCUUUCUAAGUUUAGAAAAAGUUAUCUUCCCCAGAUAUCCUCUAGUCUUCAUAUUCUCUGUAACAUUUUAUUACAAAAAUUUUCUAACAUACAGGAAGGUUGAAUGAGUUUUACUGUGAGCAAUCCUAUAUCCACUCACUAGAUCCACAAUUAACAUUUGGCCAUAUUUGCUUCACCACAUAUCUGUAUUCCUUUAUGCAUCCAUCAAUCUAUUUUUUAUGCAUUUCAGAGUAAAUUGAAGACAUCAGUAUACUUCACCUUGAAGCACUUAAGCAUUUAUAUAAUUAACCAGAGUUCAAUAUUUAUAGAUUUUCUAGGUAAAAUUUACAUAGAUUGAAAUGCACAGAUCUUGAGUAUGCUAUUCAAGAAUUUUAACAUUGUAUCCAUCUAUGUGACUCAAAUCUCUGGCAAGAUGUGGAACGUUACCAUCAUUCCAGAAAAAUUUCCCCUCUUCUCCCCAGUCAAUACCCACCCCCCACCAAUCUCCAGAGGCAACUACUAUUCUGAUUUUUUCACCAUAGCUUAGUUUUACUUAUUUUAGAACUUUAUAUAAAUGGAAUCAUGCAUUGUGAACUCUUUGUUUUUGACUUCUUUCCAACAACAUGAUGUUUUGAAGGAUCAUCCAUGAUGUUGUGUAUAAUUCCUUUUUUUUGUUGAGUAGCAUUCCAUGAUAUUAUACCAUCACUUACCUAUCAACUUUUUGCUAUCAUGAUUUGAAGCUGCUAUGGAUAUCCUUGUACACAUUUUUUGGUGAAUAUAUGUUUUUAUUUCUCUUGAAUAAAUAGAGUGGAAUUCCUGGA